This is a messenger RNA of Fomitopsis serialis, 1462 nucleotides long. Its product is annotated as ribosomal protein S5 domain 2-type protein. The transcript is spliced from 3 exons. The record is from RefSeq and is a predicted model, not a curated record. The coding region runs from base 191 to 1036 and encodes 281 amino acids. Lineage: Eukaryota; Fungi; Basidiomycota; Agaricomycetes; Polyporales; Fomitopsidaceae. Gene Ontology annotation, cellular component: nucleolus; cytoplasmic exosome (RNase complex); nuclear exosome (RNase complex). Gene Ontology annotation, biological process: U4 snRNA 3'-end processing; poly(A)-dependent snoRNA 3'-end processing; nuclear mRNA surveillance.
CUGGCACAGUGGCAGGGCGCCGAUCACGUGUAGCGUGUCAGACACGCGUCGCGUCUUGCCACAAGAAUCAAUUUAUCACUGGCAAAGCCGCAAUCUUGCACUUAGCCUACCUCAGAGCUGUACUCUUCUUGCCUUCACUCUGCUACGUUUUUGAGCAGAUCGCAUCCAACGACUUCAUUCUCUGGGCUCGAUGGCCAGGACGGAUGGGCGGAAGCCAACCGAUUUGAGGGAGCUCAGCAUAGUAUAUGAGCGGCUAGACAGGGUGGACGGGGCAGCAAAAUUCGGCUUCGGCGAGACAAAAUCGCUCGCCUCAGUAUCAGGACCGAUUGAGGUUCGCGCCAACCUCGAGCUGCCCUCGCAGGCGACACUGGACAUCCACAUCCGCCCGCUGGCCUCGAUCUCUGGGACGGACUCCAAAGCACUGUCCACAACACUGAAAGGGAUACUCUCCCCUGCACUCCUACUCUCGCAUCACCCUCGGACGCUCGUGCAGAUUGUCGGCCAGGCGCUUUGCGGAACCGGUAGUGGCAGCGGGAUGGGGAGCGUCGGGCGCGGCUGGAACGCGAGUCUUGUCGCGAGCGUGGUGAACGCGAGUAGCGCCGCGCUGGUCAACGCAAGCUCUGUCCCAAUGCGUGGUGUUGUCUGCGCGGUCGCUGUAGGACGCAUACCAUCGGAGUCUGGAUUGGAGCUAGUACUUGACCCCUCCGAAGCAGAGAUCUCUCGCCUCUCGGGCGGAGGCUGUUUCGCGUUCCUGUUCUCUGCCGUUCUGCCUUCAGGCACGCGGGAUGCACCAUCAGGUUCCUUGCUCUGGACGAACUACACCACCAACACGCCGUUCGACGAAGCCGAGCUCAAGCGCGCUCGCGAGCUUGCGGAGGGCGGGGCGCGAGAGGUGUGGAAGACACUGAAGGAGAGCGUAGGCACGAUGGACGCUUCACAUGCCACCACCGUGCGGAAGACAAAGGCAGAACCGGAGGUGAUGGAGGAAAACGCUUCCUAUGCCGAAGAUAGCGACGAUGCCAAGAUGGAAAUAUGAAGGAGUGCCUCGCACUGCAGUCGUCCGUUCUGCGGGGCCCGCCUGACCUUCCUAUGUGAGAGACAGACUAUGGGCUCGAAGUGCGAUGACGAAGCUACCUCAUGGCUGUGUCCAAGGACUCGCAAAGCCCGUCCCUUCGCCACACCUUCGCAGCUCACGGUGACCGACACAUGUUCGGGCGCUAUUACGCAGGCCGCCAUCCUCACCAGGGCCGCUGUCAUAUCUGUAACAUGCAAUAUUGCUCUCUAUGCGCUCCGGUAUCCGUGGCUUCGCUAGAGGAGACGCCAUCUGUAGCGCCAUGGUCCCUAUAACCUUCAAGUAAUCACACAGAUGCCGAUGUAUUGCGUUCACCGCCAGAACGAGAACACCGGUACCCAAUAUGCGGAGGUUCGACGAAUGCAUAUUCCCGAGACGUAGAACAUCACG